AUGAAGACUGUCAUCGUCUCCGCCCUCCUGGCGACGACUGCCUUGGCCUACCCAGGUGAGGUCUUGCGCAAGCGUGCCCUCACAGCCAACGACUACGACAAGCGUACCGGUUGCCCCAAGACCCUGCCGGCGGGCCAGUUCGAGUUCCCUCACUACAUCACCCAGAUCUCCAAGUCCCAGCCAGACAAGAAGUUCGGCCCACAAUACAAUGGCGUCUUCACUCCUAACGAUAUCGCCUCCAUCUUCAGCUUCGAUGUGCCCGCCUCCCGCGCUGACGCCAACUGCACGCUCGAGUUCCUCUUCCCCAUGAAGAACCAGCUGACCACAUCUUCGUUCGAGUAUUCAGGUGGAGGCUCGUUCUUCUUCAUCGGCUACAACCCUGGCUCGUGCCCCGGUCCCGACACGACAUACAACAAUCAGCCCGCGCCCGGCCCCUUCCCACCAUUCCCGCCCAUCCACAUGGAGCCCGGCAAUGCGUACACGAUUGACGUGGGCCCUUGCUUCGUGGGCGCUGGCACCUGUGUCGCCGGCCAGACAUACACCAACGACACCAACUUCAACUAUUUCCAGGACUACAAUGAUUGCCCGAUUGGUAUCUACACCGAGUACAGCUACGGUCUCCCCAACAGGCCACCCCCAUCUUAA
Molecule: messenger RNA, 645 nt
Organism: Cyphellophora europaea CBS 101466
Lineage: Eukaryota; Fungi; Ascomycota; Eurotiomycetes; Chaetothyriales; Cyphellophoraceae
Exons: 2
Coding region: 1-645 (214 amino acids)
Source: RefSeq, a predicted model, not a curated record